CUUCCCCAUGAGGUCUGCAUUGUGGCCCGGUCUACUAUGAGCUUAUUCUUGGAAAGAGCGUCAGCGAGCAGCUGAGAGAGGUGAGACACUUCAAACUUCUGGCGGUAUGCUGCAAAGUUUCCAACCUGAAAACAACGUGAUGUUGCAGCAACAGGCAGGACAGCACACCUCACGGCUUGGUGAUCAUCGGGAAUCAAUAUGAUGUCAAGUUGAGGGGCACAGACUCUAAACCCGGAACCAUACUCUUAUGCGUCGUGUUCAUCCGAUGUAAACUGAUUUACUUCAACCUGUUGAAUCUACGUUUCAGUGCAGCACAGUUUGAAUUGUAUGCGUAAAACAAGACCAGUUGUGAUUCAUCCUCUUUCUUCGAGUGAUUAUUUUUAGAGUUAAUUAGUUUGAUUAAGUAGGCUAACAAUCAAAAUUGGCUUAGCAUUACUUAAGUUUCGAAACCCUUUUCAUCUUGUUGCCCUGCGUCAGAAGAAACGUCGUGCUCCACGGAUUAAAAGUGAGAUUCCGGUGUUAUUACUCAUAGAUGUCCUCUCAGUUGGAAGGAGGCCUGCAGCUGGAGAAUACUGCAAAACUUGAAGAACUUAAAUCCAAAGAAGAAGUUGACGUGACAAGCUCUGACGGAUGCGCGGAGCGGCGCAGCUGCCACGGGGACAGAAAGGAAGUGGCGCUGUCUCCGGAGGGCCAUCAGCAGAAACCACGCAAGAUGACCCGGAGCCCCAAGUGUGCCCGCUGUCGGAACCACGGCGUCGUUUCGUGUUUGAAAGGCCACAAACGCUUCUGCCGCUGGAGGGAUUGUCGCUGUCCCUGCUGCCUGCUGGUGGUGGAGCGGCAGAGAGUCAUGGCGGCACAGGUCGCUCUGAGGAGGCAGCAAGCCGCGGAGGUGAGGGGCGCACAAGAGCAGGGUAAGAGGGGGGUAAGGUGUGCAGGUCCGUUGAGGAGGACUGCGUAUCAGCGCUACACGAGAGCAGCCGAACCGAGCAUACUGGCUAAGAGCAUCCUGCUGGGGUUCAAACCGGCAGUGCCAGUGGAGGACUACACCUCCUGCUGGUCGAAGCAGACACCGGGGGGCCAAACCCUCCCUACGUGCCCCUCGAUGAGCGCCCGGAUGAGGAAGAGGAGAGCCUUCGCAGACAAGGAGCUGGAGAAUGUGAUGCUGGAGCGGGAGCUGAGGCAGAGAGAGCUGCAGAGCGAACUUUCCCUCUCCUCCUCCGCUGCCCUUACCCCCAUGCUUCGCCCACCGCCCCUGCCUGCCUCCCCCAGCCUCCACUGUUGUCUUCUCAACAAAGACCCCACCUCUGCAGGGUCGUCCAGUUACGUGCCUGUGUACAAAUACAAGCCUCUGUAUGAGUGUGACUUCCAGUUCUAUCAGUUCCUUCACCUAAAAAGCAUGUCUGCUGCAGAAGACUAUAACAACUUCUUAUACUCAGAGCAAACCAGGGAGGAUGAGGAGGUGCAGAACAGCUGUAGAGGUUGUGAGAAGAAAGACAGUCUAGAGCUGACGCCUCUAACAUCUCGAAGACUCAAACAUCAUGGCAGCACCGUGUCAGGUCUAGAUCCUGUCAAAUCCUCCUCAAAACCAAUAGAAAUAAUGGACUCAAAUGGCUGUUCACACCUCACACGCUCCUUUUUUGGAUCUGAUCACGGUAUCGUGGUCAGGCCAGACGUCAGUGCACCCAGCAGGACUUUUGAUCCCAGACCUCUGACAGCUAAGGGGUGGUGUGCAGACCCCCCCGCAGACCAGACAGCUCCUCAUGGCGACCCUGUCAAGAGCUCUAAUGGCAGCUCAGUCAGGACCCCCGCUGUGAGGCCAUUACCUUUCUCAGUGGAGGCUCUGCUAAGGGCCUGACGGGCAAACAGAAAGCAGGGCAAUGCACUCUGGUAAUAUGCAGACUAAGAAUUGAUGUUGAGUGAAAUAUAAUAAUUGCCUGUUGUAUAAAAUGUUUUGAUAAGGGGUGGUUGUGAAGUAUAUAUUAACACAUUCAAGAAUAUAAAUCACAGCCUUUGUAUAACUUUUUUAAAUUUGUCAUAAAGAACUAUUUAGCUACAUUUGAAAUAUCA
Notothenia coriiceps (black rockcod) is the source of this 2067-nucleotide messenger RNA. RefSeq names its product doublesex and mab-3 related transcription factor 2b (gene dmrt2b). Gene Ontology annotation, biological process: sex differentiation; regulation of transcription by RNA polymerase II. Gene Ontology annotation, molecular function: DNA-binding transcription factor activity, RNA polymerase II-specific; RNA polymerase II cis-regulatory region sequence-specific DNA binding. Gene Ontology annotation, cellular component: nucleus. Lineage: Eukaryota; Metazoa; Chordata; Actinopteri; Perciformes; Nototheniidae. The transcript is spliced from 3 exons. The coding region runs from base 533 to 1855 and encodes 440 amino acids. The record is from RefSeq and is a predicted model, not a curated record.